AUGGAAGCAUCAGGAAUAAUAUCAGUGGUGGUUGCAGUUGCAGUAAUAGUAGUGAUAGGAGGAGGAUGGGUUUGGAAGAUGGCGAAGUGGGUAUGGUUCACUCCAAGGAAGCUGGAAAGGCGUCUGAGAGAGCAAGGUCUUAAGGCCGAUCCUUAUCGGUUCUGGGUCGGUGACUUAACCAGAAUGACCAAGAUGCAGAAAGAAGCCAUAUCCUCUCCUUUGCCUCCUUAUUCCCAUGACCUGGUCCCUUCUGUCUUCUCCUACGUUCACCACGUUGUCAAUAAGCACGGUAAGAAUUCAUUCAUGUGGUACGGACCAAAACCGAGGUUGAUCCUUACAGAUCCUGAGCUGAUAAAAGAUGUGUUCCACAGAUUCUACGACUUUAGAAAACUACAACACCUAGUUCCUAUUCUCGAUUAUAUAGCCACUGGUGUUGGAAACUAUAAUGGCGACAAAUGGGUUAAACACAGUAAAAUUGUCCAUCCAGCAUUCAAUUUGGAACACCUGAAGAUUUUGAUUCCAAUCGUCUACCAAAGUUGCAAUGAUAUGAUGAACAAAUGGGAGACCAUGUUGUCCUCAGCAGAUAGAACUUGUGAAGUGGAUGUAUGGCCCUGCCUUAAGAGUUUGACAAAGGAAGUGAUUUCUCGAGCAGCUUUUGGAAGUAGCUACGAAGAAGGCGGACAAAUAUUUGACAUCAUCGUAGAACAAGCUCAACUUGUGAUGAGUAAUAUACAGAAACAUCGUAUUCCAUUCUGGAGGUUUGUUCCGACUAAGGAGAACAAGAGGUUGAAGGAAAAUAAUAGAAACUUUGAAGCUAUCGUAGAGGGUAUUAUCAGAAGAAAGAGGGAAGCCAUGAAGGCAGGUGAAGGCACAGAGGAUAACAUACUAGGCAUACUUUUAGAAUCCAAUCAAAAGGAGAUUGAGGAACAGGGAAACGACAAGAACGUUGGAUUGAGUAUGAAAGAUGUGAUUGAGGAAUGCAAGUUCUUCGCCCUGGCUGGCCAUGAAACCACUGCUGUUCUUCUGGUCUGGACUAUGAUGUUAUUGAGUAUGUAUCCUCAUUGGCAAGCACGUGCAAGGGAAGAAGUCCUACAAGUCUUUGGCAACCAAAAACCAGACUUUGAAUCAUUAAAUCACCUUAAGAUUGUUACAAUGAUCUUGUAUGAGGUUUUGAGGUUAUAUGCACCGGUAAUAUGGGUAGAGAGAAAUGUAGAAAAAGACAUGAAACUUGGGAAAUUGUUAGUUCCUGGAGGAGUACAGAUUUGCAUACCAAUACUCAUGUUGCACCAUGAUCAAGAGCUGUGGGGAGAUGAUGCCAAAGAGUUCAACCCAGAAAGAUUUUCAGAAGGAUUAUUAAAGGCAGCAAAAGUUCCUUAUGUUCCAUUCUACCCAUUCGGAGGUGGUCCUCGAAUCUGCACUGGACAGAACUUUGCCUUGGUGGAGGCUAAAAUUGCUUUGUCUUUGAUUCUACAACGUUUCUCCUUCGAGCUUUCCCCAACAUAUUCUCAUGCUCUCACCACCUUCAUCACUCUUCAGCCUCGCCAUGGAGUUCAACUCAUUCUGCGUAAAUUGCAAUAA
Neltuma alba is the source of this 1578-nucleotide messenger RNA. Its product is annotated as cytochrome P450 72A68-like. Bases 1 to 1578 code for a protein of 525 amino acids. The record is from RefSeq and is a predicted model, not a curated record. The transcript is spliced from 5 exons. Gene Ontology annotation, molecular function: heme binding; monooxygenase activity; iron ion binding. Lineage: Eukaryota; Viridiplantae; Streptophyta; Magnoliopsida; Fabales; Fabaceae.